CCAAUGGAAGAGCUCGGUGCGCGCGACGAGGGCGGAUCUUGCAUUUUGGACGCGGUGCGUUACACGCGGGCGUGCGACGCGUUAUAACCAAGCCUUUGGCUAGCCUACAUAGGGGUUAUUUAUGAGCUAGAGCGCGAGCAUUGGGUGUGAUCGGCUCACGGGCUCAGCAGCAUCAUCAUCCUCAUCCCUGAUGUGAGUUCAGCGGGAUUCAUGAUGGAUACGCGGGCCACACCUGUGCAUCAGCAGCGUAACCUGCGGACCUGUUGGAGACCACCGGGUCUCUACAGCCCGGCGAUGGCGCUGUGACCACCGGGUUCGACAAAGACCUUAUGGGGCCCCUUGCGCAUCAACUGGAUUAUCAAAGCUCGGAUUCGGACUGGGUUCUGUUCAGACUUCAGACUUCUCUCAGUGUGUGUGCGACUGAUUUUAAGACAAAGACCCUGAAACCGACGCGCAAUGGAUGCGGUUCGGCUGGACGGGCUCGACGCACCGGCGGAGAACGGGAAUGUGUCGCAGUCCGAACCCCACAAGCGGCUCUCGCAGGUGGACACGGUGGUUCUGCCGUUCCUCGGGGGGUUCGGGAGGUACCAGAGGCGCCUGGUGGCUCUAACGUGGAUCCCUGCGUUCCUCAUCUCGUUUAUCCAGUUCUCCGAUCACUUUCUGCUCGGUCAACCGCACAGGAAGUGCGUGCGCGCGGGGAACGGGACGGGCUCGGAACGGGAUUUAUUCGUGGAUCUGAUCGGGAACGGCACUGAGAACGGCUUCGUUACGGCGUGUGUGUGCUCGGAGUGGAGGUUUGAGCUGCAGUCGGGACUGCAGCAGAAUGUGGUCACUAAGUGGACGCUGGUGUGUGACGGAGAGUGGAAGGUUCACAUCGCCAAGUUCUCUCUGUUGAUCGGGUCUAUCUUCGGGUAUUUGCUGAUGGGAGCGAUGGCGGACUGGUUGGGCCGGAUCCCAGUUCUGCUGGUGUCGGUGCUGUCGGUGCUGGUGUUCGGGUUAGCCGUGGCGUUCUCCGUGGAUAUGGCCAUGUUCAGCACGCUUCGCUUCUUCGAGGGAUUCUGUCUGGCGGCCAUCAGACUGACCCUUUAUGUCCUGAGGAUUGAGUUGUGUUUGCCCAAAUGGCGUUUCUCCAUGACCAUGAUCGCCAGUCUGAUCAUCGUGGGCGGGCAGAUGCUGAUGCCCGGUUUGGCGGCGCUGUGCCGUGAUUGGCAGAUUCUUCAGAUUGCAAUCAUCGCUCCAUUUGUGCUCAUGCUGCCGUACGUCUGGAUGUUCCCUGAAUCCCUGCGCUGGCUGUUGGCCACUCAACAUUACCAAAGAGCCAAGAGACAAAUGUACCGAAUCGCCCAUAGCAACGGCGUCGACACGGCAACCGACCCCAGCGGCAUCCUCUCAGAGCUGGAGACAGAACUGCAACAGAAGCCAAAGACGUCGUGCGUAACACAACUGACCGGCACCCGAAACCUGUGGAAGAACACCGUAGUGCUGUGUGUGAACUCGUUGACGGGCUAUGGCAUCCAUCACUGUUUCGCUCGCAGUGUUCUGGAGGAAAGCGAGUCUCAUCUGCACUAUUACGCAGUGGCGGCGAUCGCGUUAGCGGCGAGUGUGUUGGUGUUUCCGGUGGUGGGAGGAUUCGGCAGGAGAGGAGGACUGCUAACAUUCAUGAUCAUCACAGCGUUAGCAUCACUGCUACAGCUCGGCCUGCUCAACCUGAUCGGGAAGUACAGUCUUCGGCACGAUACAGUUCUGCGAGACACCCUGAACCAGCGCUUCUCGUACGCGUUCUCCAUCAUCGGGAUGUUCUCGUCUCACGCCGUCAGCACGCUCAGCAUCUUUUACUGCGCGGAGAUCACGCCGACUGUCAUCAGGGGUGGAGGCGUGGGUCUGGUCCUCGCGAGCGCAGGGUUCGGCAUGCUAACAGCCCCGCUCAUGGAGCUCCAUAACCAGAAGGGUUUCUUCCUGCAUCAUGUGAUCCUCACCUGCUGCACGCUGCUCUGCAUCAUUUGCAUACCGUUGCUACCGGAAACCGCUGGCCAACCACUGCCUGAGACUAUCGCUGAGGGGGAGGGGCUUCUGAGGAGGCCCAUCCUCCCCGGAGAACAGCACCACCUACUGGCCAGAACCGAGGUCCGGGAAUACUCACGCGUUCAGGACACGCCCCUCCACCAGGUCGUCAACCCCGGCAACGGCUCAGUGCCUAGCAACAGUACAGCCAACGGCGUGAGGACUUCAUGACGGCAUUUUCUAACAACGGCCAAUCGGAGAACAGCGCGAGCGAUCGGAUCGAUUGAAAAAGGAAGUUUCUCAUUCGUUGGGUUUUUAAAAGCCGCGUCUGGAGACGGACAGAUG
Molecule: messenger RNA, 2346 nt
Organism: Pimephales promelas (fathead minnow)
Lineage: Eukaryota; Metazoa; Chordata; Actinopteri; Cypriniformes; Leuciscidae
Gene: slc22a23b
Product: solute carrier family 22 member 23b
Biological process (GO): transmembrane transport
Cellular component (GO): membrane
Molecular function (GO): transmembrane transporter activity
Source: RefSeq, a predicted model, not a curated record